AUGUCAUUGUUGGUAUUGGUGUUUAUGUUGGCGGCCAGUAAUGUCUUGUUUACUACCGGUAGGUCCAUCAUCACAAUGUUAAAUUAUUUGUGCGUUUUGUGGUAUUUUUGCUGUUGUUAUGUGGAUAUCGUCCGAUCGGAUGCCAUAUCCAUACCUAUCCAAUCGCACCGUACGUUUGAGAUCGAAGGCACCGAUAGUAGUGGCGGCGGUCAGUACGGCAACAGCAAUGGUGGCGGAGCACAGGUAUUGAAUGUGGAAAGGGAUCACCAAUACGAGCCACAUGUGUUCGAGGUUGAGCCAGUUCAGGCACCGUUGCGUAUAGUUUUUAGCUCCGAGUCCAGUCCCCUGACAGUUGACGUUGAAAAGGCUUUCCAGCAAUAUGCAGCGCCAAUAGACGGCAAACAGGAUCGUUCAGGUGGUGUUUCAGCGGCACCGGUAGCUUCCAGUAGUGCCGGAGCUUCCGGGGCAGCGGCCAUGGAUGGCGAACACGAAUAUCGGGUAAUCGAUUCCUAUCAACGGUAUGUACCCGUUAAGGUCAGGGCCGAUAGUUUUGAAAAUAUAUUUGCCGGAACCGAAUCGCACGGUGCAGUUGCAGUCAUCAAAUCGACUAAUCCUAAAUCAAGCACUGGUAGCAAAAAACGUACGGUCAAAAAGGUGGCCAAAGUUGUGUCAACAUCAUCAUCGAUGAAACAAAAGUCGGCCACACAAACUACUACUAGUGCCGGUACUACCAGUCCUACAACUACUACACCGACUACAAAAACAACGGCUAAACCUGAUAAUACAGGUCCAGCAGCAGCAGCACCGGUAGCCAGUGAGUCAGCACCGGUAGCAACUAGCAAAAAGUUUGGCUCACGUUUGGCUAAUAAAAAAUCCAAUUAG
This is a messenger RNA of Oppia nitens, 882 nucleotides long. RefSeq lists its product as uncharacterized. Bases 1 to 882 code for a protein of 293 amino acids. The transcript is spliced from 3 exons. NCBI's taxonomy places the organism in Eukaryota, Metazoa, Arthropoda, Arachnida, Sarcoptiformes, Oppiidae. The record is from RefSeq and is a predicted model, not a curated record.